Messenger RNA from Candidozyma duobushaemuli, 660 nucleotides. RefSeq names its product Clc1p (gene CLC1). The record is from RefSeq and is a predicted model, not a curated record. Bases 1 to 660 code for a protein of 219 amino acids. The transcript has a single exon. Gene Ontology annotation, biological process: clathrin-dependent endocytosis; clathrin coat assembly; intracellular protein transport. Gene Ontology annotation, molecular function: structural molecule activity; clathrin heavy chain binding. Gene Ontology annotation, cellular component: clathrin coat of trans-Golgi network vesicle; clathrin coat of coated pit; plasma membrane. NCBI's taxonomy places the organism in Eukaryota, Fungi, Ascomycota, Pichiomycetes, Serinales, Metschnikowiaceae.
AUGGCUGAAAAGUAUCCCGAAAUAGACGUUGAAGCCAACGACCAGGAGCUCGGUGGCGACUUUUUGUCAAGAGAGAGCGAGCUCUUGGGUGACGAGUUCAAGACAGAUCAGGAUAAGGAAGUUCUUGAAGAAAGCGAGGGCGACGACGAAAUCAAUGAUUUCAAGGAGCAAUUCCCAGAGGUUGAGGGCUCUGCCAACGUCAUUGCUCAACAGGAAGCUGAACAAGAUGGUGAGGAGGAGGACGAAUUCGAAGGUUUCGACUCGGCCCCUAGUGCAACCAAGGACUUGAGCGAAUCCGAGCCUUUGAAGGAGUGGAAGGAGCGCAGAGAUCUUGAGAUUGAGGAGAGAGAAAAGGCCAACUCCAAGAAGAAGGAGGAUAUUAUCAGCAAAGCUCAGCAGGGCAUCGACGACUUCUACGACAACUACAACAACAAGAGAGAGCUGCACGCUAAAGACAUUUUGAAGGAACAGGAAGAGUUCUUGGAGAAGAGAGACAAGUUCUUGUCUAGAGGCACCAUGUGGGACCGUGUGAACGAGUUGAUUUCCGAGGUGGGUGAGUUGCCUGAAGACGGUCGCGACAAGACCAGAUUCAAGGGCUUGUUGAACAAGUUGAAGGGCAAGGAGAACGUGCCUGGUGCCGGUGGCUACACUGCUGAAUAA